This is a messenger RNA of Rhea pennata, 2097 nucleotides long. It is a transcript of the gene SLC27A3, whose product is annotated as solute carrier family 27 member 3. Gene Ontology annotation, cellular component: endoplasmic reticulum. Gene Ontology annotation, molecular function: long-chain fatty acid-CoA ligase activity; long-chain fatty acid transmembrane transporter activity. The transcript is spliced from 11 exons. The record is from RefSeq and is a predicted model, not a curated record. The coding region runs from base 1 to 1584 and encodes 527 amino acids. NCBI's taxonomy places the organism in Eukaryota, Metazoa, Chordata, Aves, Rheiformes, Rheidae.
AUGGACAGAUGUCCCCAGCUGGGGCCCGGCGUGGCCGUGGGGCUGCUGGCGGGCAACGAGCCGAGCUUCCUCUGGGGCUGGCUGGGGCUGGCGGCGCUGGGCGCCCGGCCCGCCUUCCUGGGCACCGCGCUGCGCCCCGCCGCCCUCCGCCACUGCCUGCGCGCCUGCGGGGCGCGGGCGCUGCUCGUGGCCCACGACCUGUUUGCCACAGUGGAGCCCAUCCUGCCCAGCCUGCAGGAGGAGGAGGGCAUCACAGUGUGGGUGCUGGGCGCGGGACCCUACCCGCCUGGCGUCGUCGCCCUCCAGCCGCUCCUGGAUGAGGCCUCCGAGGAGCUGGCUCCUGAGGACGUCUGGGAGCCCGAGGACAUGGACGACACCUGCCUCUACAUCUUCACCUCGGGCACCACCGGGCUGCCCAAAGCUGCCCGCAUCAGCCACCGCAAGUGCAUCAUGUGCCUGAGCUUCUACGAGCUGGUGGGUGCCUGCAGCGAGGACGUGGUCUACAUAGCGCUGCCCCUCUACCACAUGGCCGGCUCGCUGCUGGGCGUCGUGGGCUGCAUCGGCAUUGGGGCCACCUGCGUGCUGAAGCAGAAGUUCUCAGCAAGCCAGUUCUGGGACGACUGCCGCGCCGAGGGCGUCACCGUCUUCCAGUACAUCGGGGAGCUCUGCCGCUACCUGGUCAACCAGCCGCAGCGCCCCGGGGAGCGGGAGCACGGGCUGCGGCUGGCGGUGGGCAGUGGGCUGCGCCCGGACGUGUGGCGAGCCUUCGUGCGCCGCUUCGGGGCCAUCCGCAUCGUGGAGACCUACGGCAUGACCGAGGGCAACGUCACCCUCUUCAACUACACGGGGACGCCGGGCGCUGUGGGGCGCAGCAGCUUCAUCUACAAGCUCUUCUCGCCCUUUGAGCUCGUGCGCUACGACGUGGCCGAGGGUGCCCCAGUGCGGGAUGCGGCCGGGCGCUGCAUCCGCGUGCGUCCUGGUGAGACAGGGCUGCUCAUCGCCCCGGUGACGCCGCGAACCCCCUUCCUGGGCUACGCCGGCAGUCGGGAGCUCUCGGAGCAGAAGCUGCUCCGGGGGGUCUUCACCGAGGGCGACACCUACUUCAGCACCGGUGACCUCAUGGAGCAGGAUGCGGCCCAGUUCGUCCGCUUCCGUGACCGCACUGGGGACACCUACAGGUGGAAAGGCGAGAACGUGGCCACCACCGAGGUGGCUGAGGCCCUGGUGGCCCACGCGGCCCUGCAAGAAGCCACCGUCUACGGCGUCAGUGUGCCAGGCCACGAGGGCCGCGCCGGGAUGGCGGCCGUGGUGCUGCGCCCCGGCUGCCGCCUGGACGGCGCCGGGCUCUACCGGCACCUGGAGGAGCUGCUGCCGCCCUACGCCCGGCCCCGCUUCCUCCGGCUGCAGGAGCGCCUGGCGAUCACGGAGACCUUCAAGCAGCAGAAGGUGCGGCUGGCGCAGGAGGGCUUCGACCCGGCCCGCGUCCCCGACCCCCUCUUCCUGCUGGACGAGGCCGCCAAAGCCUACGUGCCCCUCGGCCCCGCGCGCUGGGAGGACGUCGUCGCCGGCCGCCUCCGCAUCUAGGCUCUGCCGGGGGCCCGGCCCCGCGCCUGCCCCCCACCCCGGGGCGCCGGGACCCGCCGGCGCUGCGCCCUGCGCCCGCGGCCGCUCGCUGUCGGGCCGGAGGGCGAAUAAAGACGGUUUUGUAGCAAGCGUCGCUGCCUGCGUCUCCUGGCCUCGGGGGUCCCCGGGGCGCCGCUGGCCGAGCCUGGGGGCGCCGGGCUGCGAGGGAGGGUGCAGGACCCCCCCCCCCAACCCCUUCUGCCCCCCCCCCAAAAAAAGGGCAACAAUUCAGGGGGACCAAUCUCGCGCCCCCCCCCGGGGCUUCCCGCUCCGCCACGGAGCAUCCGCCUGGGAAGCGGCUUCUCCCCAUGGAAAGUGCCAGGAAGCGGCCUGUCGUGCCCCCCGCCCCCCGGGCUGGGGCACCGUGUCCCGCCGGUCGGGCGCGUCUCGGCCCCAAAGCAGCACACCAGCCUCGGAAAAAGUUAUAAAUCAUUCCUUUCUUUAUUAAACAUAGCUUGCAAGUGAUAAAUAUUA